AUGGGUUUCUUCCCGAAGAAGUCCACGGCUGCAGAGCCGGAGAUUGCGGCCGCGGCGCUGGAGCCCGGUGGUGUUGAUGAAAAGGGCAUCGCUACCGAACGAUCGAGCGAGGAGGACUUUGGCACCGCCAAGCAGGCUGGUGUAAGAAAGAUCGAGGCUGCGGCCGAGGUCUGGACCAAAUGGGAUCUCGUCACCGCCUAUGGCUUAAUCUGGCUCUACUACUUUGCCACUGCCACAGCCGAAGUCGUCACACGAACACUUAAUCCCUUUGUGACCAGCUCCUUCGGCAAGCACUCUACUAGUGCUGCCGUCAAUAUCCUUUCUUCCAUCAUCGGCGGUCUGACCAAACUACCGCUGGCCAAGAUCCUGGAUACUUGGGGAAGACCUCAGGGUCUGGCGCUGAUGCUCCUGAUCUGGUGUCUGGGAUACAUCAUGACCGCCUGUGCCAGGACCAUCGAGACGUACGCUGCGGCUCUCGUAUUUUCCGCGGUUGGAUCUCAAGGUGUUAGCUACUGCGUCACAGUCUUCAUCGCCGAUACUUCGUCGCUAAAAAACCGAGCUCUGAUGUUGGCCUUUGCCACAUCUCCAUACAUCAUCACCACGCCCAUCAGCGGAUUCAUCGGCAAACGCAUUUACAAAGACGCUGGAUGGCGUUGGGGAUUUGGUCUUUGGGCUAUCGUUAUGCCUAUCAUUGUGCUCCCGCUGUGCUUCGUUUUUCUUUGGAAUCAGCGCAAGGCCAGGAGGCAGGGCGUGUUGGAACCAAGCAACACCAAAAUUACCGCGCGCUCCGUCUACAACUAUCUCGUUGAGAUCGAUAUUGUUGGUCUUCUGCUUCUUGCUGGCGGAUGGGCCUUGUUUCUCUUGCCAUUCUCCCUCUACUCUUACCAGCCGCAGCAGUGGCGCGCACCGAUCAUCAUCUGCUUCCUCAUCUUCGGCGCGCUUCUUCUCAUCGGCUUCAUUAUCUGGGAGAAGUUUUUCGCUCCAGUCACUUUUAUUCCGUACAAGCUUCUCAUGGACCGCACAGUCUUCUUUGGAGGUCUGAUGUUUACCUUUGUCUUCGCCAACUCAGCCAUCUGGGGCAGCUACUUCACCUCGAUGCUUUUGGUUGUGUGGGACAUGGGCUUUGAUCAGACGACGUGGAUCAACAAUAUUUACCGAAUCGGCUCCUGCUUCGCGUCUAUUAUCCUCGGUGUUCUCAUGCGCUUCACAGGACGCUUCAAGUGGGUUGCCACCAUAUACGGCAUCCCUCUGAUGCUUCUUGGGGUUGGCCUGAUGCUCAAGUUCCGUCAGGCUAACGAGAAGAUUGGAUACGUUAUCAUGACCCAGAUCUUUGUUGCUUUCGCAGGUGGUCCCAUCGUUGUUGCCGGCGAAAUGGCGAUGAUGGCUCCCUCGGAUCAUCAGCAUGUUGCUGUUGUCAUCGCCAUUCUCGACCUCUUUGCUAGUAUUGGCUCUGCCAUUGGCUCUACUAUCUCUGGCGCCAUUUGGACCGGCACUUUCAAGAAUGAGCUGGCAAAGCGUCUACCAUCCGAUGCCCCUAUUGACUCCAUUUAUGGGAGAAUCGAGGUGCAGCUUGGAUACGAGGAGGGCACAGCUAUCCGGGCUGGUAUCGCAGACGCUUACUCUGCCUCGCAGCGAUACAUGCUGGCUACCAGUGUCUGCUUCCUGGCUGUUGCUUGGGGUUGUGUCUGGAUGUGGAGAGAUAUCAACAUCCACAAAAAGAAGCAAGUUAAAGGAAACGUGGUUUAA
This is a messenger RNA of Akanthomyces muscarius, 1746 nucleotides long. RefSeq lists its product as uncharacterized. The coding region runs from base 1 to 1746 and encodes 581 amino acids. Gene Ontology annotation, biological process: transmembrane transport. The transcript is spliced from 3 exons. NCBI's taxonomy places the organism in Eukaryota, Fungi, Ascomycota, Sordariomycetes, Hypocreales, Cordycipitaceae. Gene Ontology annotation, molecular function: transmembrane transporter activity. The record is from RefSeq and is a predicted model, not a curated record.